AACUAAACAAUCAUAAAUAAAAGUUUAGAUCUCAUCUCUCUCUCUCUAGACUGAUCGGAGAUGAGAGAAAUGUCAUCGGAAACCCGAUCUCCGGUGCCUUUGCUGUACCGGAGACAUUCGAGUGAGAAGAUCAUGAACAACUUGGCAUCGGUUUCGAGUAGUCUGUUGCCGGCUUUUGGAACUGUUGUGGGAGGAGAUUCACCUCCCCUUAGGAAAUAUGUCAUUGCACCUUAUGAUCGCCGGUACCGGUGGUGGCAAGCAUUUCUAGUGCUAUUGGUUAUAUACUCAGCAUGGUCAUCCCCCUUUGAGCUAGCUUUCAAGAAGGUGGCUACAGGAUCUCUCCUCUAUGUCGAUUUGGUUGUUGACUUCUUUUUUGCUACUGAUAUCAUCGUAACUUUCUUCGUCGCGUAUUUGGAUAAAUCAACAUAUCUGCUUGUUGAUGAGCACAAGAAGAUAGCCACAAGGUAUGUCACACAUAUGAUGUUCCCUAUGGAUGUGGCAUCAACACUGCCAUUUCAAACGAUAUACCGAAUUUUGACCGGAAAGCUGCACCGUGGGGAUGUUUUUGGGUUUCUUAACUUGUUAAGGCUUUGGCGGCUAAGGCGUGUUAGCGAGCUAUUCUCAAGACUAGAGAAAGAUACACGCUUCAGCUACUUCAUGACAAGAACCAUCAAACUAAUAUGUGUAACGCUUUUUGCAGUGCACUCAGCUGCCUGCUUUUACUACUGGAUAGCCGCUCAUCAUCAUAUCUCACAAGAUACAUGGAUUGGAUCUAUAAUUGAAAACUUUGAGGAUAGAAGCAUUUGGCUUGGAUAUACGUAUUCGAUGUAUUGGUCAAUUGUGACGCUUACAACAGUCGGCUAUGGAGACUUGCAUGCAGUAAAUACAGGGGAGAAGGUGUUCAAUAUCUUCUACAUGCUGUUCAACAUCGGUCUCACUUCUUAUCUAAUUGGAAACAUGACCAAUCUAAUCGUCCAUGGUGCUGUCAGAACUUUUAUCAUGAGAGAUUCGAUCAAUGAGAUUUUAAGAUACGCAAGCAAAAACAGACUUCCAGAAGGGUUGAAACAGCAGAUGUUAGCUCACAUGCAACUCAAGUUCAAGACAGCUGAGCUACAGCAAGAAGAAGUUCUGGAGGACCUACCUAAGGCGAUUAGAUCUAGCAUUGCCCAGCAUCUAUUCCGAAAAACCGUCGAGAAGACUUAUCUAUUUAAAGGCAUCUCAGAAGACCUUAGCAGACAAUUGGUUGUAGACUUGAAAGCAGAAUAUUUCCCACCCAAGGUUGAAGUUAUACUACAAAACGAGAUACCAACAGAUUUCUAUAUUAUAGUAUCUGGAGGAAUGGAGGUGAUGAUACACAAAAAUGGAACGGAUCAGUGCUUGAUCAAACUAGGCCCAAUGGAUAUGUUUGGAGAAAUUGGGGUGUUUUUCAACAUCCCCCAACCUUUCACAGUGAGAAGCAGGAAACUUUCACAGGUGGUCCGAAUUAGCCAUCAUCGUUUUAAGCAACUGGUGCAGUCGCUUGAUGAAGAUAAAAAGAGAAUAAUGAUCAACUUCACAGAGUAUCUUAAGGAAUUAAAGAAGGAGGUGCAAGAUGAAAUGCCAUUCUUGGCAGAGCUUCUUUUGGACUUGAAUAUGGAGCAAACCACACCAGUUAACGAAUCAGAAAACCGUGAACCAUCCAAUUAUACUCAAGAAGAUAGAGAAGGAACACCCACAUCUGUGCUCAUAAACACAUUACCCAUGAGGGUGGUAAUCCAUGGUUAUCAUCCACAUGAGGGAACGACAGAUAGCAAAAGGACAGGAAAACUUGUCCAUCUGCCAGACUCAGUAGAAGACCUUCUGAACUUAGCAGAGAAGAAGUUCGGGAAAAGAGGAACUACAGUUCUCUUGGCUGAUGGGUCUCAAGUGGAAGAUCUUAAUGCUUUAAGAGAGAAUGACCACCUGUUUAUAUCUUGAAUACAUGAAAAUAUAAUUUUUAAGUGUUUUUUCAGAUAAAGAAGUUGCUUUUAACUUCUACAAUGUAAUAUAUACAAAUCCAAAUGCAAUAUUUUCUUGUAAAAAUUGAAAUAUUGUCGUGAAUUGUUAUCAAACUCACUAUUAAUGUAUUAUUAUGUUGUGGUGAUC
Helianthus annuus (common sunflower) is the source of this 2124-nucleotide messenger RNA. RefSeq names its product potassium channel KAT3. Gene Ontology annotation, cellular component: membrane. Bases 61 to 1956 code for a protein of 631 amino acids. Gene Ontology annotation, molecular function: voltage-gated potassium channel activity. Lineage: Eukaryota; Viridiplantae; Streptophyta; Magnoliopsida; Asterales; Asteraceae. The record is from RefSeq and is a predicted model, not a curated record. Gene Ontology annotation, biological process: transmembrane transport; potassium ion transport. The transcript has 13 exons.